Messenger RNA from Cucurbita maxima (winter squash), 1144 nucleotides. RefSeq names its product acyl-coenzyme A thioesterase 8-like. Bases 283 to 1116 code for a protein of 277 amino acids. The transcript is spliced from 11 exons. Gene Ontology annotation, biological process: fatty acid catabolic process; acyl-CoA metabolic process. Gene Ontology annotation, molecular function: fatty acyl-CoA hydrolase activity. Lineage: Eukaryota; Viridiplantae; Streptophyta; Magnoliopsida; Cucurbitales; Cucurbitaceae. The record is from RefSeq and is a predicted model, not a curated record.
UUUGAGUGGUUCACAUUUCAACCUCAAAUAAUUGACGUACUAAAAAAAGAAGGGAUUGAAUUGUUGACUACGAUUGAACCGACUGAAGAGAUGAAAUUGUUUAUUCUACUUCAAAUUUGUCUUUGAAUCAAAUAAAAAUUAAUAAGAACAUGAUGAGAUAGCGGGAGGAAAUUACGUAAUUUCGUUGCCAGUUGAUUCGUCUAUUUUCCUCGCUCUAACUGGUUCGUUUAUCAUUCACGACAAUUCAACAUUGCUCUAAGAUUUGUUGUCGUUUGGAGCACCAUGGACUUCGAAUCAGUUGUUGAGUUUCUUGGAUGUGUUCCGCUGCUUCAGAGGCUUCCUGGCUCAUCUCUAAAGGCUAUUGCUGAAGUGAUUGUCGUUAAGCACUACGAGAGGGGAGACUAUGUUCUUCGCGAGGGUGAAACAGGAGCUGGAAUCUAUUUUAUAUGGGAGGGAGAGGCUGAAAUACUUGGUUCCAAUGAUGGAGACGAAGAAAAUCGUCCGGAAUUUCAAUUGAAGCGUUAUGACUAUUUUGGUUAUGGAACCUCAUCAACUAUACAAGAAGCUGAUAUAGUUGCUUUGUCUAAACUGACAUGUUUUCUCCUACCUCGGGAACAUUAUCCAUUACUAAAUCCAAUGUCAAUCUGGAAUGCUCAUGGAACUCCUGAUACAUGUGCACAUGUUGAGAAAAUAUUGCACCUAGAGCCUCUGGAAGCAAAUAUAUUCCGGGGGAUUACUUUACCAGAUGCUCCAAAAUUUGGAAAGGUUUUUGGUGGACAGCUAGUUGGUCAGGCACUGGCAGCAGCGUCAAAAACUCUUGAUUGUCUCAAGUUUGUCCAUAGUUUGCAUGUAUAUUUUCUUCUCGUUGGGGAUUUUGAUUUGCCAAUUAUAUAUCAGGUUCACCGUAUGCGUGAUGGAAACAGCUUUGCUACCCGGAGAGUGGAUGCAAUCCAGAAAGGACAUGUCAUUUUCACAUUGCUUGCUUCAUUUCAAAAAGAAGAAGAAGGAUUUGACCAUCAGAUAUCAAAAAUGCCAUCCGUGCCAGCUCCAGAUACGCUUCUAUCAAUGGAAGACUUGCGAGAAAGACGACUUACAAAUCCAUCGCUUCCUAGGUAAGAUUUAUCUUUUGUCCAUAUCAGAAAUU